AGCAAUAAAGAUGAGAUAACUAAUGAAAUGCUAUUGCAAUCGGCAGUCUUUGUCGUCUUGGCUCCAAAAGCUAAAUACACAGACAUUGAAUUUAAACAUUUGAGAAAAUAUAUUCAAAACGGAGGAAAAUUAUUUGUUAUGAUUGGAGAGGGAGGAGAACGAAAGGCUGGAACUAAUGUCAACUUCUUGUUAGAAGAAUAUGGAAUUGCUAUCAAUAAUGAUUCUGUGGUUCGAAGUGCUUAUUAUAAGUACUAUCACCCGAAAGAGGCUCAGAUAGGGAACGGUAUAUUAAACAGAGGACUGCUUCAAAGUGCAAACAAAUUACAGAAACUUGUUAACGGAGAUAAUGAUGACAUGAAUCAGAUUCAGAACAUUAAUUUCGUUUAUCCGUUUGGGGCGACACUCAAUGUGGCCAAACCAGCCAUAGCCGUACUGUCGACCGGUUCACUCUCACUACCGCUUAACCGUCCCAUCUGUGCCUUCUAUGAUGAGACCAAAAGUGGGGGCAAAAUAGUAGUGUUGGCGUCCACUCAGAUGUUCAAUGAUGUCUACAUUGAAAAGGAAAACAACUCUUUAGUGAAGGAUAUAAUAAUGCAUUACUUAAGUGACCCUAACUUUGCGCUCAAUGCAAUCGAUUCCCAAAAUCCUGAAGUUUCCGAUUAUUACACGAUUCCGGACAUUGAAUUACUGUCAGAACAACCCUUUUCUAGUCUCGAAGAAAGCGAAGAAUUGCCGUCCGAUUACAACAAACUCUUUUCCAAAACGAUUAAUCAGAUCACAAACUCAGAGCUGACACAAGUCAUCAAAGCGUAUGAAGAGUUACAGAUGGAUAGAGAGGCACUGAAACUGAUAAAACCGCAGUUCGAUACACCACUCCCAGUACUACAACCGGCCGUUUUUCCGCCUACCUUUCGAGAGCUAUCAAAGCCUGGACUCGAGUUAUUUGAUUUGGACGACGAUUUCAGUUCAAUACCCACACGACUCACGCAAAUCGCCAACAAAUGCAGUGAAUCUGAUUUGGAGUACUUUGUGAGAGAGUGUGGACUCAUUCUCGGCAUAAGUGAGGCAACGACUGGCGCUAAAUCAGCCAAAGCUGUCCUCAACUUUAUGUUCACCAAAAUUGUUGAAUUCAAAAAAGUCAAUAACGACCACAAUUUGCAUUAAUUGUACGGGAUCAAUAAUAAUAUACAGCAACUGAUAGUUUGCAAAAUGUAAUACAAAUUUAUUCAAAAAUAUGUUUAUAUAAAAUCACAUGAAAUCGUCGGAAUCGUAGCCGU
Molecule: messenger RNA, 1277 nt
Organism: Oppiella nova
Lineage: Eukaryota; Metazoa; Arthropoda; Arachnida; Sarcoptiformes; Oppiidae
Source: the annotation of a GenBank genome assembly